AUGAGCAAUCUGCUCCCCAAGCACCGCAACGACAGUCAGAUAGUGUUCCGAUCGCUGACCAACCGAAUGGCCAACCACGCUCACGAAGAUCAAACAAAGAAGGCAGAGGAUCUGGACGACGAGGAGGGCGGGGCAACGGGAAUCGACGAGGCGGGCAAGGACAAAAUGGAGACCACAGCGAGGAAUCACAGCAACUUCAAUCUCGCGCCAUGCGGCCUUCGUGCUGAUGCCCCCGAUUUCGUCCCGGUUAUACCAGCAACCAGCACACAUCCCUAUCAGUCAUCUACGGCAUCAGCAAAAGGAAAGGGCAAAAACAAAGCUAAGCCCCCGCCUAAGCCUUCCAAGGUCACGAUCAAGUCAACAGCUGGUGACAUCGCCACCCGAAUUCACGAAGACAUUGCUCACAACCUCUAUGAGUGCCCCAUCUGCACAAGUGAAUUAGGCCGACGAAGUGGUCCACAAACGAAGGAGCUGCCGCUCAAAGGAAUUCUCGACAGCAAGAUGGCGAUGAGCUUGUUUCUCCUCGUGCCUGGCGCUGUCCUGGAUGCAAUCUUUCCCAUGAAAUAUAUCCAUCCACCUACAGCUGCUGGUGUGAAAAAGAAGUCGACCCUAGACCCCUCCCUGGUCUGCCCCCACAUUCAUGCGGUCAGACAUGCUCACGGCCUCGUAAGGGUUGUCCGCAUCCAUGCGAUACGACUUGUCACGCAGGUCCUUGUACUCCUUGUACAUCCAUGGGACCAACUCAAGAUUGUUUCUGCGGUCGGAAUUCAUCUACCAAACGAUGCCAAGAUACCAACUAUGAGCAAGGAUGGAGCUGUGGUGAAAUAUGUGGUGAUCUGCUCCCAUGUGGUGAACACACAUGUCCUCUUCCGUGCCACGAAGGGUUGUGUGGUGCUUGCGAGGUCUCGAUCGAGGCCCGUUGUUAUUGUGGUAAAGUGCAGACCGAGAUGUUGUGUAGCUCCAAGGAGGAUGACAUGGAAAGCCAGACAGUGCGCGAUGAUGGAUCCGAGGAGUGGACAGGAUGCUUCGCUUGCAAUGAAACCUGCAGCCGCCCGUUUGAUUGCGGUGUGCAUUUCUGUCAAAAAGACUGCCAUCCGCAAAAUUCGCAUCCUGCCCAUUGUCCUCGAUCUCCAGAUGUCGUGA
Molecule: messenger RNA, 1143 nt
Organism: Penicillium atrosanguineum
Lineage: Eukaryota; Fungi; Ascomycota; Eurotiomycetes; Eurotiales; Aspergillaceae
Exons: 3
Coding region: 1-1143 (380 amino acids)
Source: RefSeq, a predicted model, not a curated record